AUGGCGGCCAAGGUGGCUUUGGUGGCCGUCCCGGCGGUGCUGGGAAUAGCCUCCAUCAGAGUGUACACCAUUAGUGAAGUGCCAACUGAAGGUCUCAUUACUCGAGAGAAGCUGAACAUUUACACCCCAGUGACAAAGUCUGCUGAGGCCCAGCUUAUUCCUGAUCAGCCAGGGCUGGUCGAAAGUUGCCUAAGUACAGCGAGAGAAGGCCUACUACCCUUUGUCCAUGUGUUGAAGGGAGCCUGUGUGUCUGUGAAAAGAGGAAGUGUAAAUAUAUACCACGCUGGAGAGGAUGUGUACUAUUACUUGAAAGAUCCUCCCCCGGGUUUCUUACCCAGGUUUGGCACAAUCACUAUGGCUGGGCUACUUGGCAUGUUCUUGGCACGCAAAGGUUCUCGUUUGAAGAGGAUCGCAGUUCCAUUAGGUCUCAUGAGUGCUGGGGCAUCAGUGUGCUACCCUGCCCAAGCUGUGGCUGUCUUUAAGGUGACAGGAAAGAAGAUGUAUGCUGCAGGCCAGUGGAGCCAUGCUGCUGUGUCUUCAUUGCUCUCCUCUAAGGCUCCAGAGCCUGAUGCUUUUCCACAGCCACAGGCUGCGCCACCUCCAGACGCUGCAGUGGUUGACGAGCCUCGUCACGCCUCAGAGCCAGCCUCGGCACAGCACGCUGCCAUCUCAGACACCGAGACGGGAUCAGUGGAGUGUGUUCCAACCGCUGAUAAACUCAUCAUUGCUAUCGCAGCAGAAGAGAUGUCAGUCACAAGCACAGAGAUCUCAGCCGAGCAAGUCCCUGCAGAGAUAGCUCCUGAAGAAUCACUUCACUCUGUUCAAAGUGAGGUGCCUCAAGCCCAUGAAGAAGCAGCAGAGGGCGCUCUUGCUUUAUCUGAAGAUCCAGUAAAAUCAUCAGAGGUCACCUCAUUUGACGGGCCACCUACUGAGGCUUUGCCUGCUGAGCCCACACCAAGUUCAGAACCUGAGACCAAGGAGUUUGCUCAAGUUGAAUCGUCUCCAGCUAAGGUUCCUGCUUGCAUAGAGGAGCCGCCUACUCCAAAGACCUCAAAUGAACCAUCAGGAGAAACUGGGUUUACACCGGAUCCAGCCCUCUUGGACUUUGGCCAGUCUAAUCCUGAGGACGAAGACCUGUACAGCACUCGCUGA
Messenger RNA from Nerophis lumbriciformis (worm pipefish), 1152 nucleotides. Lineage: Eukaryota; Metazoa; Chordata; Actinopteri; Syngnathiformes; Syngnathidae. The record is from RefSeq and is a predicted model, not a curated record.